Molecule: messenger RNA, 1543 nt
Organism: Exaiptasia diaphana
Lineage: Eukaryota; Metazoa; Cnidaria; Anthozoa; Actiniaria; Aiptasiidae
Product: actin-related protein 2/3 complex subunit 2
Exons: 12
Coding region: 78-971 (297 amino acids)
Biological process (GO): Arp2/3 complex-mediated actin nucleation; actin filament polymerization
Cellular component (GO): Arp2/3 protein complex; actin cytoskeleton
Molecular function (GO): actin filament binding; structural constituent of cytoskeleton
Source: RefSeq, a predicted model, not a curated record
AUUUGUCCGCCAUCUUGCAUGAGUGCUUCCUGUUGGAGAGAUCUACACAGUAAAGUSGAAUACUUGUGCUUAACGCCAUGAUCCUGUUAGAACUAAACAACAAAAUCAUUGAAGAGGUACUGACGGCACGUUUUGCAGGUGGUAAAUUCGAAUCAGUGGACAUAACAGUUGCAGACUUUGAUGGUGUUCAGUUUCACCUUUCAAAUCCCAAUGGAGAAAAAUCAAAACUUAUGGUCAGUAUAACUAUGAAGUUCUUCAAGGACCUUCAAAAACAUGGAGCAGAUGAAUUGCUGAAAAAGAUAUAUGGAGAUUACAUGACUGAUCCAGAACCAGGAUAUGAUGUGUCACUCCUGUUUGACCUUGAAAACUUGCCUGGUGAUAGUGAAAAAGAGGAGCUGAUCAAAAAAGUGUCUCUCAUGAAGCGGAACUGUUUUGCUUCUGUGUUUGAGAAGUAUUUUGAUUAUCAAGCUCAAGGGUCUGGUGGAGAACAACAUGCUGUUAUAAACUACAGAGAUGAUGAAACUAUGUAUGUCCAGGCAACAGAAGAUCGUGUAACUGUUGUCUUCAGUACUGUUUUUAAAGAUGAUGAUGAUGUCAUUAUUGGAAAAGUAUUUUUACAGGAAUUUAAAGAGGGUCGCCGUGCUAGUCAGACAGCACCACAAGUUCUGUUUAGUCAUAAAGAACCCCCACGUGAACUUGUAGGGACUGACGCUAAAACAGGAGACAAUAUUGCAUAUGUUACAUUUGUUCUUGAACCAAGGCACACUAACCCAAAAGCAAGGGACAACACCAUAAACUUGAUACAUACAUUCAGAAACUAUCUACAUUACCACAUCAAGUGUUCUAAGGCCUACCUUCAUUCACGAAUGAGAGCAAGAACAUCUGAGUUUAUCAAAGUUUUGAACAGAGCAAAACCAGAAAGAGUUACAGAGAAAAAGACUAUCAAGGGAAAGACAUUUGUUCGUCAGUAGCUGCUGUAAAAUCACAAUCCUGCAAUCUAUCAAUGAUUUUUUUAGAGUAUAUCAAGUAAAAUUGUUAGAAAUUCAAGGCUGAUGUUUGAUUCCUUGUUAAAAUGUACUCAUUUUKAUUUGAAGCUUUUCAACCAGAGAGCAUUAACUUGUUAGAUUCAAUAUUUUAGGAGAUUUACAAGAAAAAUGUGUAAAUGGCAACUAAUAUUACUUAAGUCAUCUUGAUGAGUAUAUUUUAAAUAUUAUUGAACAUAGACUUGUUAUAAAAUAGUAAUUAAAAAACUGCAACAAAAAACGACAACUAAAGAAUGACACAAGUCAAAUUGUAAGUAACUAAAUUACUGAAUUUCUAGUAAAAAGCCAUUCAAAAAAAUUGUUGGCAUUUUUUUCUUUUAUAUGCAGUGUAUUUGUGGUCUAUAGUAUUGUAUUUGUGGUCUAUAGUAUUGUAUUUGUGGUCUAUAUAGUAUUAUCACCUUUGAAAUUUGUAUUACUCUGAUAUUAUUAUCUCUUUUCAGUAUGUCUUUGCAUAAUAAUCUAUGAAUUGACACGAGCAAAUAAAAAUUAUUUUUCUGUGU